CAAUAUUCUAUCAAUACUACCAUGGAAAUAUUAGCUACAUUUUCUAUACUUACAUCAUUAUUAUUACUACUUUCUUCCUUUGUUGAUGCUCAAAAUGGUCCUCGAGCUCUCUUUGUUUUUGGUGAUUCACUCGUUGAUAGUGGAAACAACAACUUUCUUGCUACUACUGCUCGAGCUGAUUCUCCUCCUUAUGGAAUUGACUACCCUACUCACAUUGCCACUGGACGAUUCUCCAAUGGGCUUAAUAUUCCUGAUAUAAUCAGUGAAACAAUCGGUUCAGAACCUACAUUGCCAUACUUGAGUCCCGAAUUGACAGGGCAGAAACUACUUGUUGGAGCUAAUUUUGCUUCUGCUGGGAUUGGGAUUCUCAAUGAUACAGGAGCUCAAUUUCUGAACAUAAUCAGAAUCUACGGACAGUUAGAGUAUUUCCAACAAUAUCAGCAACGAGUGAGUGCUUUAAUAGGAGAAGAAAGAACUCGACAACUAGUGAACAAAGCUCUAGUGUUGAUCACUCUUGGAGGCAACGAUUUUGUCAACAACUACUAUUUGGUGCCCUUUUCCAUUAGAUCUACUCAGUUUACUCUUCCUGAUUAUGUUGAUUACCUCAUCUCUCAAUAUACCAUGAUCCUUCAGAGACUAUAUGAAUUGGGACCUCGUAGAGUCCUAGUAACGGGGACUGGGCCAUUAGGAUGUGUGCCUUCAGAAAUAGCACAAAGAGGCAGAAAUGGAAAUUGUGCAGAUGAACUACAAAAAGCAGCUUCUUUGUUCAAUCCUCGACUUGUUCAAAUGAUCAAUCAGUUGAACAACAAAAUCGGCUCCCAUGUCUUUGUUGCUGCUAAUGCAUUUCAAAUGCACAUGGAUUUCAUCAAUAACCCUCGAUCAUAUGGGUUUGUGACAUCAAAGGUGGCAUGUUGCGGACAAGGACCAUACAAUGGAGUUGGACUUUGCACAGUGCUAUCAAAUUUGUGUCCAAACAGAAACUUAUAUGCGUUUUGGGAUGCCUUUCACCCAACAGAGAGAGCAAAUAGGUUGAUUGUCCAGCAAAUCUUGCGCGGCAAUACAAAUUACAUGCACCCCAUGAACCUCAGCACUAUUAUAGAGUUGGAUUCUAGAGUUUGAUUAACAAGAAAUAAGUAUGUUGUAGUAGGCAAUUAGUUUGCGCCAUAGGAAGACAUAGGUAAUGCAUUAUGCAUCAAAUGCAUGUAUGUCAUGGGAUUUAAGUAUCAUGUGGUUUGAAAUAUUAUUGUCGUACUUGUAAGAUUGAUUGGUUGUGUUUAGAGGCUAAGAAGAUAUUGAGAAAAGGAGAAACUAGAACUACUUGAAAAUGGUUUAACCAAAUAAUUUAUGUUCAAGAAAAUUCAAUCAACAUCUUUCUUAUAUUAUCUCAGAAUUUUGAAUAUGUAACAGAUGCAUUGGCGUAGCAAAAUUCGCCAUUUUAUUUCAGAGAACGCAUGCAUAUAGCGAACAAAAAUUUCAUACAUGUUUGCGCUUAUUAUAGAAAUGAUUAUGAGAUAUUUCAUUCAAUCCCUAUAUUAAUGGCCGAAAUACUGCUAAUUGAUCAUCACAAGUUUCUAAUAGAUUACUUUGCAAAAAAAAAAAAAAACUAGCAGUGAACUGCAAAAAAAAAAAGA
Molecule: messenger RNA, 1631 nt
Organism: Beta vulgaris subsp. vulgaris (sugar beet)
Lineage: Eukaryota; Viridiplantae; Streptophyta; Magnoliopsida; Caryophyllales; Amaranthaceae
Product: GDSL esterase/lipase At5g33370
Exons: 5
Coding region: 22-1119 (365 amino acids)
Molecular function (GO): hydrolase activity, acting on ester bonds
Source: RefSeq, a predicted model, not a curated record